AUGCAAUUCCGCUCGCCUCCAGCCGCUAGGAGCUCCCGGGCGCCGCAGGCAGCGUCCUCCUACGAAGCAGCUGCGCCUGCACCUGGGCAGCCUGGACCCUUGUACCCUGCCCCCGGGGCCUCGCGCGGGAGGCACCCCCGGACACCCCCUGCGGGCCGGGUGGAGGAGGAAGAGGAGGAGGAGGAGGAAGAAGACUUGGACAGCGACCCCCACCCUAUCCAGGACACCUGGCUGCGCUGCUCCCACUUCUCUUUAAGGGAGGUGAAAAGAGCCAGGAGAGCUAUGGGGGGCUGCGAAGUCCGGGAAUUUCUUUUGCAAUUUGGUUUGUUCUUGCCUCUGCUGACAGCUUGGCCAGGGGAAAGCAGUCGCGUCUCCAGCAAUCAAGUCGUGUUGCUUGAUACAACAACUGUACUGGGAGAACUAGGAUGGAAAACAUAUCCAUUAAAUGGGUGGGAUGCCAUUACUGAAAUGGAUGAGCACAAUAGGCCCAUUCACACAUAUCAGGUAUGCAAUGUAAUGGAACCAAACCAAAACAACUGGCUUCGUACAAACUGGAUCUCCCGAGAUGCAGCUCAGAAAAUUUAUGUGGAAAUGAAGUUCACGCUGAGGGAUUGUAACAGCAUCCCAUGGGUCUUGGGGACUUGCAAAGAAACUUUUAAUCUGUAUUAUAUGGAAUCAGAUGAGUCCCAUGGAAUUAAAUUCAAGCCAAGCCAGUAUACAAAGAUCGACACAAUUGCCGCUGAUGAGAGUUUUACCCAGAUGGAUUUGGGUGAUCGCAUCCUUAAACUCAACACUGAAAUUCGCGAAGUGGGGCCUAUAGAAAGGAAAGGAUUUUAUCUGGCUUUUCAAGACAUUGGGGCAUGCAUUGCCCUGGUCUCGGUCCGUGUUUUCUACAAAAAGUGCCCCUUCACUGUCCGUAACUUGGCCGUGUUUCCUGAUACCAUUCCAAGGGUUGACUCUUCCUCUUUGGUUGAAGUCAGGGGCUCUUGUGUGAAGAGCGCUGAAGAGCGUGACACUCCUAAACUAUAUUGUGGAGCUGAUGGAGAUUGGCUGGUUCCUCUUGGAAGGUGUAUCUGUAGUACAGGAUAUGAAGAAAUGGAGGGUUCUUGCCAUGCCUGCAGACCAGGAUUCUAUAAAGCAUUUGCCGGGAAUAUAAAAUGUUCUAAAUGCCCACCACACAGCCUAACACACGUGGAAGCAACUUCUGUCUGUCAGUGUGAAAAGGGUUAUUUCCGAGCUGAAAAAGACCCACCUUCUAUGGCAUGUACCAGGCCACCUUCAGCUCCUAGGAAUGUGAUUUUUAACAUCAAUGAAACAGCCCUUAUUUUGGAAUGGAGCCCACCAAGUGACACAGGAGGGAGAAAAGAUCUCACAUACAGUGUCAUCUGUAAGAAAUGCGGCUUAGACACCAGCAGCCAGUGUGAGGACUGUGGAGGAGGACUCCGCUUCAUCCCGAGACAUACUGGCCUGAUCAACAGUUCCGUAAUAGUGCUUGACUUUGUGUCUCACGUGAAUUACACCUUUGAAAUAGAAGCCAUGAAUGGAGUUUCCGAAUUGAGUUUUUCUCCCAAGCCGUUCACAGCUAUUACAGUGACCACGGAUCAAGAUGCACCUUCCCUGAUAGGUAUGGUAAGGAAGGACUGGGCAUCCCAAAAUAGCAUUGCCCUAUCAUGGCAAGCACCUGCUUUUUCCAAUGGAGCCAUUCUGGACUACGAGAUCAAGUACUAUGAGAAAGAGCAUGAGCAGCUGACCUACUCCUCCACGAGGUCCAAGGCCCCCAGUGUCAUCAUCUCAGGCCUCAAGCCUGCCACCAAGUAUGUAUUUCAUGUCCGAGUGAGGACUGCAACAGGAUACAGUGGCUACAGUCAGAAGUUUGAAUUUGAAACAGGAGAUGAAACUUCUGACAUGACCGCGGAACAGGGGCAGAUUCUCGUGAUAGCCACGGCAGCGGUUGGAGGGUUCACUCUCCUGGUCAUCCUCACUUUGUUCUUCUUAAUCACUGGGAGGUGCCAAUGGUACAUAAAGGCCAAAAUGAAGUCUGAAGAGAGAAGGAACCACUUACAGAAUGGGCACUUACACUUCCCAGGAAUAAAAACCUACAUUGAUCCUGAUACAUAUGAGGACCCAUCCCUAGCAGUCCAUGAAUUUGCAAAGGAGAUUGAUCCCUCAAGGAUUCGCAUCGAAAGAGUCAUUGGGGCAGGUGAAUUUGGAGAAGUCUGUAGUGGGCGUUUGAAGACACCAGGGAAAAGAGAGAUCCCAGUGGCCAUCAAAACUUUGAAAGGUGGCCACAUGGACCGCCAAAGAAGAGAUUUUCUAAGAGAAGCUAGUAUCAUGGGUCAAUUUGACCACCCAAACAUCAUUCGCCUUGAAGGUGUUGUCACAAAAAGAUCCUUCCCGACCAUUGGGGUGGAGGCGUUCUGCCCCAGGUUCCUGAGGGCAGGGUUUUUAAAUAGCAUCCAGGCCCCACAUCCAGUGCCAAGGGGAGGAUCCUUGCCCCCCAGGAUUCCUGCUGGCAGACCAGUAAUGAUUGUGGUGGAAUAUAUGGAAAAUGGAUCCCUAGACUCCUUUUUGCGGAAACACGAUGGCCAUUUCACAGUCAUCCAGUUGGUUGGUAUGCUCCGAGGCAUUGCGUCUGGUAUGAAGUAUCUUUCUGAUAUGGGUUAUGUUCAUCGGGAUCUAGCCGCUCGGAAUAUAUUGGUCAACAGCAACUUAGUGUGCAAAGUUUCAGAUUUUGGUCUCUCCCGGGUGCUGGAAGAUGAUCCAGAAGCUGCUUAUACAACAACUGGUGGGAAAAUCCCCAUAAGGUGGACAGCCCCAGAAGCUAUUGCCUACAGAAAAUUCUCCUCGGCAAGUGACGCAUGGAGCUAUGGGAUUGUCAUGUGGGAGGUCAUGUCCUAUGGAGAGAGACCUUACUGGGAAAUGUCCAACCAAGAUGUCAUUCUGUCCAUUGAAGAAGGUUACAGACUUCCAGCUCCCAUGGGCUGUCCAGCAUCUCUACACCAACUGAUGCUCCAUUGCUGGCAGAAGGAGAGAAAUCACAGACCAAAAUUCACUGACAUUGUCAGCUUCUUAGACAAACUGAUCCGCAAUCCCAGUGCCCUUCACACCCUGGUGGAGGACAUCCUUGUAAUGCCAGAGUCUCCUGGGGAAGUUUCUGAAUACCCUUUGUUUGUCACAGUUGGUGACUGGCUGGAUUCUAUAAAGAUGGGGCAAUAUAAGAAUAACUUCAUGGCAGCAGGGCUUACAACUUUUGACUUGAUUUCAAGAAUGGGCAUCGAUGACAUUAGAAGAAUUGGAGUCAUACUCAUUGGACACCAGAGACGAAUAGUCAGCAGUAUACAGACUUUACGUUUACACAUGAUGCACAUACAGGAGAAAGGAUUUCAUGUAUGAAAGUACUACAAGCACCUGUGUUUUGUGCCUCAGCGUUUCUAAAAUGAAAGAUAUCCUCUAUACUACCGUCUCCUGAUUCUCCGAACAUCAUGUCAGAA
Molecule: messenger RNA, 3491 nt
Organism: Loxodonta africana (African savanna elephant)
Lineage: Eukaryota; Metazoa; Chordata; Mammalia; Proboscidea; Elephantidae
Gene: EPHA6
Product: EPH receptor A6
Biological process (GO): ephrin receptor signaling pathway; axon guidance; protein phosphorylation
Cellular component (GO): dendrite; plasma membrane
Molecular function (GO): ATP binding; protein binding; transmembrane-ephrin receptor activity
Source: RefSeq, a predicted model, not a curated record